This is a messenger RNA of Lineus longissimus, 1062 nucleotides long. RefSeq names its product malonyl-[acyl-carrier protein] O-methyltransferase-like. The coding region runs from base 52 to 798 and encodes 248 amino acids. The transcript is spliced from 2 exons. NCBI's taxonomy places the organism in Eukaryota, Metazoa, Nemertea, Pilidiophora, Heteronemertea, Lineidae. The record is from RefSeq and is a predicted model, not a curated record.
GCAGAGAAUGACAACGUUUCCUGUGCUUGGGCGUGUAGGUUGAAUACCAUCAUGGCUUGUCCCGACCACUACGCCGAUAUCGCCGCAGAUUAUGACAAGUUAUACUCUUUCAGGGAUCAGUUUGCGGACAAACUCGUGGAAGUCCUCAUCAAGUACGGCCGCCUCUCCAACGACCAAGACUUCGUUGAUGUUGGCUGCGGAUCCGGCUGGCUGCAGCGUAUACUCUCUGAAAGGGGCUACCAUUUCAAAACGUCAACUUCUGUGGACCCAAGCCAGCAGAUGCUUGAACUGGUCAUAAAGAGAGUCCCCAACGCACAGUGUAUCAACCUGGACGGACUGGAGUUUUCCCGCCUUACGAAAACCUAUGAUGUGUUGGUCAUCAGUCAAUGUUUUCAUCAUUUACCGAUAGAAACGCUUGAGGAGACAUUGCGAAACGUCCGGUCGCAGCUGCGCAGAGGAGGAAAAGUCAUCACAACGUUUGGAGACGGAGGAUUUUUUAGUCCAGACGUCGCGAAACGCCUUAAAACAACAGGUAAUUAUUCACCUGUGGAUUAUUCAGCGUCUGUACGCAUUUGUGAAUCGGUUUUUCAAAAAUGUGGCUACAAGUUCACCCCGGACUCCCCAGUGGAGAGGUCGUAUAAGGUCAAGGUCAGUCGUGAGCAAUAUGGCUACAUGCUGCGGCAGAGGUACGUGUCGGCGUUGGGCGUGAUCAGUGACGAGGACAUUGAGAAGGAGGUUGCUGCAUUGCCCGACACAGUGGAGUUUCAAUACAAAUGGACAAUUAUAGUGGCGGAAUGAUGUAUGCCUCCUCCUCAGAAUGUUGUCACGCUUCAGAACAAAACUGCUAGACUUUCAUCAGUGACAGUAUAGUGUCUUACGCGGCCAGAUACAAUUUUGAGCUUGAAAUUUAAAGACGAGUUCUUUUACUAUCUUGUGGUGACUGGGGAAUGGCUCUGAUUUCUGCGGCCGUCCUCCGCCGGUUUUUUGAGCACUAUUGCAAACAUACAAAUUAUGUUAUGUACGGUAUUUGUGAAUCUUUUUGUCACCUUUCGUUCUUUUGUU